Rhincodon typus (whale shark) is the source of this 6533-nucleotide messenger RNA. It is a transcript of the gene kif26ab, whose product is annotated as kinesin family member 26Ab. The record is from RefSeq and is a predicted model, not a curated record. The transcript has 14 exons. NCBI's taxonomy places the organism in Eukaryota, Metazoa, Chordata, Chondrichthyes, Orectolobiformes, Rhincodontidae. The coding region runs from base 296 to 6235 and encodes 1979 amino acids. Gene Ontology annotation, molecular function: microtubule motor activity; microtubule binding; ATP binding. Gene Ontology annotation, biological process: microtubule-based movement.
GACGCUGCCUCUUCCCCGAGUCCACACAAACUUCAAACUCAAACUUAUUCUUGUCCUCUUUAGGACAUGAAUAGUCGAAGCAUGUGGCCGGGCAAAUACCGUGUUAGACUUUUCAGGGGUAUUUGAAAAAAACAAUUGUGUUGCUCUCAUGAUCAGACGGCUCGUUCAGUGCAUUGCGUGCUGUUGAUAUGAAUCCGCAUUUCCCAGCGGAGAGUCAGGACUUGACCCAAUAACUCUUUGACUCUGGUCCCGACUUGAUGUGUUCCUGCAAUAACCGAAAGUGACUUGAUCCACAAUGCGAGGGAGUAAAUCUCGCGGUUUGGAGCCGGACUGUCGUAGACUGGCGGUGCUGGAUGGCAGUCCGGCCAAGGAGGUUACCAUUCCCCUGCAGACCGGUCUCAGGAAGAGAUUACAGGCGGCCGAGGAAGAUCACUGCGGGAGUCGGCCGGCUCCCGAGGGAGCAGGAGCGGUCUCCGGGACCGAGGCUAGUACCUUUGAGAAGGAAGAGAAAGGGGCCUGGUGUCAAAAUUGCCAGCUCAAGUUAACAGAGCUCAAAAGGCAAGCCAUGAAGCUCGUCAUCCCUGGAUCCAGCAAGGAUCCAGGAUUUUCAGCUUUUAUGUUUGACAAGCUUCAAGUGCCUGACUCUUCAAAACGAGGUCGAAACGAAAGUGAGAGCCGAUGUGAGAUUUGUGCAACGCACCUGAAUCAGCUGCGAAAGGAAGCCAUUCAGAUGGUGCACACACUCGGCCAGUCAAGUCAAGAAAUACCUGAGCUAUCACAUAGUUCCAUUGCAGUGAGCGGCAUUUCAUCAAGAAUUGCUUCCCAAAGCAUGGUCACCCUUUCAUCACAAAGAGACUGGCCCCUGGUCACAGGACAAGCAAACAGACAGCCUGGAAAAUCAGGAAAUGCAAUCUCAGGCCCAGAGAGAAGGAAGGGCCUUGGCUGGCCUCAGGCAGGCAGCCUUUCAAAGUCUAGUGUUCAAGUGACUGUUGGUUCCAGUGGCUUGAGCAAUGCCCUGAACUCAGUCACCAUUCAGGCUCAGCAGUACCUUGAGGGUAUGUGGAGUAUCUCUAGAGUGAACAACUUUCUUCCACAUGCCUAUUUGGCACCGACAACAAUGACAGAGAGUGGAAAAGAGAGUUUGUCUCAAGAAAUGACCAACUCACCAAACAGCAGCAGUCAAACCUGGGUGAUGGGCCCAGCAGCCUCACAGAAUUCAUUAUUACCUGGCAGGAUUUCUUCUGGCACCUCAGCCGCAGCUUCUUUCUUCAUCAGAGCAGCGCAGAAGCUGAAUCUCUCUUCAAAGCAAAAGAAAAACCAUCCGCUUCUCCAGCAUUCGCACGAGCUGUCAAACAGCAGAACAAAUUUCAGUGGUAUUUUGCAAGUGUCCCCUCCCCCCGCACCACCAUGCCUUUUGAGGGCUGUAUGUAAAGUCAAGGACAACCCAGGCAUUGGAAAGGUGAAGGUAAUGGUACGGAUUUGUCCUUCCCAAGGAGCAAAUGAUACAUCAGAGUCGAUGUCUUUCCUGAAAGUAGACUCCCGCAAAAAACAAAUAACUCUUUAUGACCCCUCAGUGAGUGGUCAUUUUGGUUCUGCCCACAGACGAUCCCCAGCUGUUGCUGCUCCAAAAAUGUUUGCAUUUGAUGCGGUUUUUACCCAAGAUGCCUCACAAGCUGAGGUCUGCUCAGGAACAGUGGCAGAAGUAAUUCAGUCCGUUGUGAAUGGUGCCGAUGGCUGCAUAUUUUGCUUUGGUCACGUCAAGCUUGGGAAAACAUAUACUAUGAUUGGAAAAGACAAUUCAACGCAAAAUCUUGGUGUUAUUCCCUGUGCAAUAUCCUGGCUUUUUAAACUAAUAAAUGAACGCAAAGAGAAAACCGGCACUCGAUUCUCAGUCAGGGUAUCCGCUGUGGAGAUCUGGGGCAAGGAUGAAAACCUUCGGGACUUGUUAUCUGAAGUGGCCACUGGCAGCCUUCAAGAUGGCCAGUCUCCUGGUGUCUAUCUCAGGGAAGAUCCAGUCUGUGGAACUCAGCUUCAGAAUCAAAGUGAGCUGAGAGCCCCUACGGCAGAAAAAGCCGCCUAUUUCCUUGAUGUGGCAAUAGCCUCCAGAAGGACCAGUAGGCCAGAUUGUGAUGAGGAAGAGAGAAGAAACUCCCAUAUGCUCUUUACCCUUCACAUUUACCAAUAUCGAAUGGAGAAGAGUGGCAAAGGGGGAAUGUCAGGAGGGCGUAGUCGUUUACACUUGGUUGAUCUGGGGAGCUGUGAGAAGGUUUUAAGCAAGAGCCGGGAUGCUGGUGGUGGCCUCUGCCUAUCACUUUCAGCACUAGGCAACGUCAUUUUGGCGUUGGUUAAUGGUGCUAAACACGUGCCAUACAAGGAUAGCAAACUUACUAUGCUGUUGAGAGAAUCGCUGGGGAAUAUAAACUGCAGAACAACCAUGAUCACCCAUAUUUCUGACUCUCCAGCCAACUAUGCAGAAACCCUUACAAGCAUUCAGCUUGCGGCACGAAUUCAUCGUAUGAGAAAGAAAAAAUCCAAGUAUGCCUCAAGUUCUUCAGGAGGAGAGAGUUCUUGUGAAGAAGGUCGGAUUCGGAGACCACCUAAUUUAAGACCCUUUCACUCAAGAACUACAGCUCUUGAUCCAAAUCUUCCUGUAUUAGGAAUACCCAGUGAUCCAGAUUAUUCAUCAAGCAGUGAACAAUCAUGCGAUACAGUUAUUUAUGUUGGUCCUAAUGGUGCAGCACUGUCUGAUCGAGAGCUAACAGAUAAUGAGGGACCGCCAGAAUUUGUCCCCAUAAUCCCUUCUCUUAACAAGAAGCAUGACUCCAAGAAAGGCAAGGAAACUGUGAUUGUUGGUAAGAGGACUGAAAGGGACUAUUUCAAAUGUAACACUUUUGCUGAAUUGCAGGAAAGGUUAGAAUGCAUUGAUGGAAGUGAGGAACCCAUCCAGUUUUCCUGUGAGCAAGGACUUUUCAUUUGUAGUAAUAGUCCAGGCCCUAUGAGGACUGAGAAUGUGCAAUGUCUAACGUCACAGGAAGCAGCACAAUCUGGCCCGGCGACAGAAAAGGUACCAAUACCUUCUGCACAUCUCUAUGGAAAACAUUCUUCAAUAGAAAUGGUGUCUCCUAAAAAGGGGCAGAGCCUGCAUGCUCCAGUACCUGUGCAGCAGCAUAAUGGAUCGCCAGUGAAGAGCCCCUGUCACACAAUAACAAUCGAACAUUCAAAAGUGCAAACCAAAGCUGAAGGAAGCAAAAUGGAAUUAAGUGGAAACACUGGGAUGGAUGGAAUGAAGGAGACAAUCACAGCUUCCACAAAUGUGCCCAAAUCCAACAGCCCAAAAGCACACAAGCAGGCCCAAGCCACGCCUAUACCUGUUGUGAGGGAAAAGCUGUUUUACAAUAGAAGGCCAUUGCCAAGCCCUGCACCACCACCGCCACAAACAAAAGAUAGAAAAAUUGAUUGUUCUGAAUCCAGUAGUGGCAGAGUGAUUAGAACUCCUCCAGUAGGAAUGAGCCAUCAGGUGACAAAUAAAUCGGAUUCCAAUGUAACUGGAAAUGCUGCUGCACAUUGCAAAAGCAAAUAUAAACAAUCCACUGGAUCAGACGCAAAUCGCAUAAGGUCUGCAUUCCGGAGUGAUUGUAUUGACCGAGACAUGUUGACUACUACUGUGACUUUGCAGCAGCCUGUGGAACUGAACGGUGAAGAUGAACUGGUAUUUACUGUUGUAGAAGAACUGUCAUUUGAAGGGAUUUUGGAAAGUGGUCGACCUGCUAGCAUUAUUAGCUUUAAUAGUGAUUGUUCACUUCAGGCCUUGGCCUCAGGCUCACGGCCUGUCAGCAUUAUUAGUAGCAUAAAUGAUGACUUUGAAGCUUAUACCUCACCGGCAACCACUGUUGGAGCAAACCUGGACAAUGGUGUUCCACUUGCAGAUGAUUCUUUUUGCAACAGUAGCAGACGAUCAUCAAUUAGUUCCUGGCUCAGUGAAUUAAGCAUCUCUGCUGUAGAAAGUGAUGGAGCUCAACCCUCUGACACUUUUAUUGUGCAGUCUUGUUACAGUUAUGAUGAGCACACUUUAGGGCCUUUUAAUUUGGACUCAUCUGACAUGCUGCAAGACAUGUGUGCACCACUGAUGCAGGCUCAAAAAAGCACCUUGACUGAUAGCUUCUGUUACUCUGAAGUACCUAAUGAAAUCCAACCUAUCGUCAACACCGACAAAGGUUCCAGCACCUUAAGUUUAUCCAAAGUGGUAUCUGGCAAAGUUGUGACUGGCAGUAACAGUUCAUCAGCAACUAAAACCAGCACCCCAGUGCAUUGUCAUGUCCCAGUAAUUUCUGAAGAAGAUCCUGUUUGCUACUCCAGUCUUCCCAGGAAAGUGAAAUCUACCUCAUCUGUGAAACAUAGCGGUAGCACAGUAGAUUGUGGAGACACACUACAGCAAGAAAUCGAGCCCGAGGAUCCUUGGUUACAACGUACAAAUAGCCAAUCAGAGCCAAAAGCUGAGGAUCAAGCACUUUCUGUGAAGUCGGCUCCCAAAUCUGCUUCUCACAGUCAAAUCAAACAGCAGAUGAAAACAUCCCAUAAUACUGGAACUAUUCCUCGGCUUAACAAGUCUCACACACCUGUUUCCUGUGCACAGCGGGUUGUUUAUGGAUGUGAAAUGACGAAUAAAUCCGAUGGAAUCAAUAAUGCCAUUGGUGCGAACACAAGGAAAAGUGAUGUGCCAGCUAAGGUAUCACAAGUGAAAAAAGGAAAUGCAACGGUUGCUACAAUGCCAAUAAUGCACACCAGUGUGAAUACUGGAGCUAUACCCAAAGACCAACCAGAUUUUACUUCAGUGACAAGCAGCUUAAAAUCAACUGCAUGCAAGAAAACAUCAGUGCCCAAAACUAGCUUGCUACCAAGGCUCAAUGGGACACCUCCAGCACCCCCCGUCCGUAAAUCCAGUCUAGAACAAAAAAAUAGAGUUACUCCACAAACUAAUGCCCAAAAAUGUACCAGCCCAGAGGUAGUUAAAGUAUCACCAUCAAAAUUCGAGGAUGAAAUAGAUGGGAGACUAAAUGUUGCUUCUUGUAUUGUUGAAGGUAACAAUAGCAGAUCAACAAACAUAAAGUCUGAACAGAUGUUUGUUAAAAGCAUUUCAAGCUCAAAAUCCCGAAUGCCUAAACCUGAGUCUGUGCAUCGCUGUGGGAGUCUGCAAUCACUUGAGAGAUGUGAUAGUCUUACAUCAGUCGGAUCCAAACAUAGCGCAUCUAAGGAAAGUGGUCACCUUGUCAACAACAAUAGAACAGGCCGAUCAGUACCCAGGCUCGGUGUGUCACCAUCAGCUCCAGUAAUGUCCACUCCAGCCAUUCCUGUCAUUCCUGUUACAGGGAAAUCCAAUCAAACCAAAAGUACUUCCACUAAUAAAAUGGUGGCAUCAGGAAAUAAAUGCCGAAGUCUCUCUACAAGUGGUGUGAAGGGGUUAAGCACAUCGGUUAAAUCAUUAACCCAGUCAAUGGGUCGAAGUUCCAGUGUGCCAUCAAAUGGAAAAACAAUAUCUCAUUCAACACAGGUGGCAAAUUGCAAACCUGGUAAAGGAACAAUCAUGGGAACAAAGCAAGCCGUCAGGGCAGCAAAUAGCCGCGUCUCUGAACUAGCAUCUGGGGCUUCCUCCAGUAAAAUGGGCCAUUUGAGAGGAUCCACGGAUUCUGACAGUGGGAAUGACAGUGGGGUCAACCUGAGUGAUGAAAUAUCACAGAUACCAGUCUUGCCUUCUCCAUACAGUAAAAUAACUGCACCAAGGAGACCUCAACGCUACAGCAGCGGGCAUGGUAGUGACAACAGCAGUGUUCUUAGUGGAGAGCUGCCUCCAGCCAUGGGAAGAACAGCUCUUUUUUAUCAUAGUGGUGGCAGCAGUGGCUAUGAAAGUAUGAUACGUGACAGUGAAGCUACAGGGAGUGCAUCAUCUGCACAUGAUUCCAUGAGUGAAAGUGGAAUGUCUUCAUCUGGUCGUAACAGAACUUCAAAAUCCCCCAAAAAGCGGACGGCUGUUUACAAACAUCAAGAUGCUUUCUUUGGAGCAGUCACUUCAGUACCAUUAUCCAAUGAAAAGUUGGCAACACCGCAACCUUGUCAUAAACGAAUCAGUGACCUGAAAAGGCUUGUGAGAAAAAAUUGUUCAAAGGUUGAAAGAACGUUCUUGAGGUGCUAUGCUCCAGAGGAAAUGGAAGAGACACAACAAUCUUCAAAAUCAUCCUAAGGGGAAAGUACCAAUCUUGGAGCACCAGACAAUCUGAGGAGUUGCUGUUCUUCAAUUUAUACACUGUUUAAUGUUAAAGGAUGUAUCCUUCCACGACUCUACCUGACAGCAAGGAAUUCAUUACUGGGAAGGAGUCAUUGGGGCAGAAUUUCAGCUUUUCACCUGGAUAUACUUCAAUGAACAUAAAAGUUUUGUGGUGAUUAUUUUGAGGGAGCUAAUUGGUAGUUACAAUCUUACAACACAGCAACAAGUUGCAAGUCUGGCCCAUUAACUAUCAGUAAACAUAGAAAUAUAUGGG